CUAUAUAUAUUCUGAUAAGAGUCUAUGGGUAGUCUGUGGGUACGAGUUAGCGUAAAUCGGGCAUUGCAUCCGUUUUUCGCGGAAAUUUGUUCUCGACGUCAAUUUCUGAAGCCUAUUUAUCGAUUAAUAAGCCGAAGAUGGGCCUACUUUCUGAAGGAAGUCCUUUAAAUUGGGAAGAGACGAAGAAAUUGUCCGAUCAUGUGCGCAAACAUGGGGUUAUUCAAUUUAUUAACCUUUACAAAAGACUCAGAGAUAGACAAGGAGAUGUUCUCAAGUGGGGUGAUGAGGUAGAGUACAUGCUCAUAAAAUUUGAUGAUGAUUCAAAAACUGCAAAACUCAGCUUAAGAGCUAUGGAAAUAUUAAAAAUCUUAAAUGAAAAAGAAAAUGAAGAUCCAAAAAAUGUAAAGUCACUUUGGAGACCAGAAUAUGGUGCUUAUAUGAUUGAAGGAACUCCAGGAAAACCAUAUGGAGGAUUAUUAGCUCAUUUUAAUGUUGUUGAAGCUAACAUGCGUUAUCGAAGACAAGAAGCAACAAAAUUAUUACAACCUAAUGAAGUUUUAAUGUCAUUAACCGUUUUUCCAAGAGUAGGCGCUCCUGAAUUUACUGAUCCUCCUGCUUAUCCGGCAUUCAAUACUGGUGCCUCCAAGAGCUUAUUUUUUCCUGAUGAAGCUAUAUAUCCUGGUCACCCACGUUUCAAAACAUUGACUAGAAACAUAAGAGAACGACGUGGAGAGAAAGUUGCUAUAAACAUUCCCAUUUACAGAGAUAAAAGUGUACCAUUGUUAUUUAAAGAAGAUCUUAUCGAUAAGGGAGAUGAUGGAUCCUCCUCUAAGGCAUCUAAAGAUAAUCACAUCUACAUGGAUGCAAUGGGCUUUGGGAUGGGAUGUUGUUGUUUACAACUCACUUUUCAAGCAUGUAAUAUACAAGAAGCAAGAACAUUAUAUGAUCAAUUGACACCUUUAUGUCCAAUUAUGUUAGCUUUAACUGCAGCUAGUCCAUUUUAUCGCGGUUAUAUAAGUGAUGUUGAUUGUCGAUGGAGCGUCAUAUCUUCAUCAGUGGACUGCAGAACUCAAGAGGAACGUGGAUUGAAACCUCUUAAGGAAAAUAAAUUUAGAAUCAGUAAAUCUAGAUACGAUUCUAUCGAUUCGUAUCUUAGCAAACAAGGGGAGAGAUAUAAUGAUGUCCCUGUGACAUAUGAUGACGAAAUAUAUAAGCAACUUUUGGACAACGACAUUGAUCAUUUACUCGCGCAACACAUAGCUCAUUUGUUUAUCAGAGAUAGCGUAUCUUUAUUCUCCGAAAAAGUACAUCAGGACGAUUUGAAAGAUACUGAUCACUUUGAGAAUAUACAGUCUACAAACUGGCAAACGAUGCGUUUUAAACCACCACCGCCAAAUUCUUCUAUCGGUUGGCGUGUAGAAUUCCGUCCAUGUGAAGUUCAAAUCACGGACUUUGAAAAUGCCGCAAUAGUUUGUUUUACAGUAUUAUUGACGAGAGUCAUAUUGAGUUACAAAUUAAAUCUUUUAAUUCCAAUCAGUAAAGUUGAUCAAAAUAUGGUCAAGGCGCAAAAAAGAGAUGCGGUCAAAGUGGAGAAAUUUUGGUUUCGUCGUGAUAUUACUUCAGACAUAAAAUCUGAUGAUGCUCAAUCAGAAUACACUGAAUUUACAAUUAAUGAAAUUAUUAACGGAAAGGAUGGUAUUUUCCCUGGUCUUGUGCCAUUAGUUAAUUCGUAUCUUGCUAAUAUGGAUGUAGAUGCAGAUACACAUUGCACUAUACAAAGAUACAUAAAAUUAAUACAAAAACGAGCUUCUGGGGAACUUUUAACAACUGCAGCCUGGCUAAGGAAAGAGGUCACUUCACAUCCUGAAUAUAAGCAGGAUGCUGUAAUAACACAGCGCAUCAACUAUGACUUGCUAAAAAAAAUCCAUAGCAUUGUUUCCAAUGAUGUAUUAUGUCCAGAGCUACUCGGACAGUGUAUAUUAUCUAAAACUACUGAUACCAUACCUGCUGCUGUUGCAAAAGCAGAAAAAUGUUCAACAACAAAUUGUUAAUGAUUUUGAAACAUUUCAGGUAAAUCAAUAAAUAUCUCUUUUUUUAAUGUCCUUAU
Molecule: messenger RNA, 2107 nt
Organism: Camponotus floridanus (Florida carpenter ant)
Lineage: Eukaryota; Metazoa; Arthropoda; Insecta; Hymenoptera; Formicidae
Gene: Gclc
Product: glutamate--cysteine ligase catalytic subunit
Exons: 9
Coding region: 138-2051 (637 amino acids)
Biological process (GO): glutathione biosynthetic process
Cellular component (GO): glutamate-cysteine ligase complex
Molecular function (GO): glutamate-cysteine ligase activity
Source: RefSeq, a predicted model, not a curated record